AUGUUGUUCAUUGUGGACUUGCUGCUGAUGCUGAUAAACCUGACCGUGUCCAUCCUCUGCGCCGUGCUCAACACUGUGCUCCGACCUAGACUCAAGUGCAUAGACGGAGAGUUGUGCCUCAUCACCGGGGCUGGGGGCGCACUGGGUCGCCUCUUUGCUCUGGAGUUCGCCAAAGAAGGGGCGCAUUUGGUGCUGUGGGACUGCAACACUGCCGCCAAUGAACAGACGGCAAAACUGGCCCGCGAGCUGGGCGUACAGGUGCACGCGUACACCGUGGACCUGUCCCAGCAGAGCAUCUAUGACACCGCGGACCGAGUGAGGCGCGAGGUGGGACACGUGACUAUUUUAGUCAACAAUGCUGGAGUGGUGGCAGGGCGGAGGCUGCUGGACUGUCCAGAUGAACUUUUGGAGAGGACGCUGUUAGUGAACUGCCCGCACUGUUCUGGGAUGACAAAGACCUUUCUGCCUCCGAUGAAAUCUAAGAACCAUGGGCACAUCAUAACUGUGGCCAGUGCUUUGGGCUUGUUCAGCACAGCCUGUGUAGAGGACUACUGUGCCAGCAAGUUUGGAGCUGUGGGUUUUCAUGAGUCCCUGACUCAUGAGCUACAUGCUGAAAAUAUGGACGGAAUUAAAACAACUUUAGUUUGUCCAUAUAUAGUGGACACUGGGAUGUUUGCUGGCUGUGAGAUAAGGCAGGAGUUACGGUGUCUAAUCCCCCCUCUGGAGCCCCUCUACACAGUGCAACAAUCGAUGGAAGCCAUUCUGUCAGAGCAGCAAAUGAUUUGCAUUCCUCGCCUCAUGUACAUCCCCUUUCUCACACGAGCGCUGCUACCCUGGGAGGCUAAUGUUGCCACUUACCGUUUUAUGGGAGGAGACAAAUGUAUGCUUCCCUUCAUCAAGAACACUGAACUGAAGAUGUCCAAUGGUGAUAUCAACCAAGAAUAGUAUC
Messenger RNA from Periophthalmus magnuspinnatus, 949 nucleotides. Its product is annotated as retinol dehydrogenase 10-like. Gene Ontology annotation, molecular function: oxidoreductase activity, acting on the CH-OH group of donors, NAD or NADP as acceptor. Lineage: Eukaryota; Metazoa; Chordata; Actinopteri; Gobiiformes; Gobiidae. The record is from RefSeq and is a predicted model, not a curated record. Gene Ontology annotation, cellular component: lipid droplet.